Aphanomyces invadans is the source of this 1970-nucleotide messenger RNA. RefSeq lists its product as hypothetical. The coding region runs from base 42 to 1949 and encodes 635 amino acids. The record is from RefSeq and is a predicted model, not a curated record. Gene Ontology annotation, molecular function: phosphatidylinositol binding. NCBI's taxonomy places the organism in Eukaryota, Oomycota, Saprolegniomycetes, Saprolegniales, Verrucalvaceae. The transcript has 9 exons.
GCGCAUUUUUAGGGGAUUUUGACGAAACGGCAAGUGUCGUGAUGGCGACGUUGGUGCUCCGCCGCGGGGAGCUCCAGCGCAAGCCAGGCGCUGAUGGCAUCUCUCCGUGGCAGCGGUGCUGGGUAAAGAUGUACUCGGACCGUGCUGUCGAUCACAACAACUCCAAGUUGUUUGACGUGUCGGCGGUCAAGUCGGUGGUCAAGUCGGGUGACCACGAUGUCGUCGAGUUCGUCGUCCAACUGGCUGCCGGCUCUUGCAUGCUCUUCCAAGCACCAUCCACCCACGAGUGCGACGCGUGGGUGCGGUGCAUCACGGACGCAAAACGAAUCUUCCUCGCGUCAAAUGGUCGGAUGUUGUUUCAGCAAGCCCACGACGUUGGCGGCGGCGCCGCGCCAUCGUCUGAAGCGGGGGGCUCUCGCACGAGCAAUCCAUUCAUUCGGUUCGAUGACAGUGCAUCGUCCAAUGGCAGCGACGACGAUGACGACGACGACGAAGACGAACACGGCGAGCGAACGAUUCUGUCCGCGGCGAAUUCGCCAGUCAAGUCGCCGCCGCGCGACGCGAUGGCCCGUUCGAAUGCACGCACGUUUACAAUCGUCCAUGGCUUCAUCAACUUGCCCAACGGAAGCAGGAUGAUUGUGGCGCUGCCGUACGACACUACAACCCUCAGUUCGCUGCCCGUGUCCGCAUGCAAGCGCGACAUGCUCCACAAACUUAAGCGCAAGAUCGACCAAGACUUCCCCGACAUGACAAGUCGACAUGGCCUCGUCGCGGACAUUCCAAAGGAAGACAACAGCCUUUUUGUGUUGGCGAUCGUCGACGCCAUCCGAGAUGUCUGGCUUCGCAACGAAACCAAAAAGAUGCGCCAUUAUCUCGACCAGCGUUUCGACAAAGCAUCGUCCGUGGUUUGUGUCGAAGUCCGGCACGUCCAAGCGAUGCCGCCGCCGCCGCUCGUCGUGUCGAUUCUGUCGACGGUGAAUAAAGUCAGCGAUCUGUCGCAGAAGGAGUACACGGCGUACAAGAUUCAAGUCGAGUUCAACGGACUCGCGUGGACGGUGGACCGCCGCUACAAGCAGUUCUAUGCCCUCCACGACGCCCUCGUCCGCGAAGCAGACUACCCGUACAAAAUGUACUUGCCCGCGCUGCCGCCGCGGCGCGCCCUCACGCCCAAGAAGGGAUCGUUCGUGGCCAAACGCCAACAGCGCUUGGAAGCAUAUCUGCAGGAUCUUGUGGCGUUGCCGAACCUGGCCGAAGACGUUCGUGUGAUGGGAUUUCUUGGGAUGGUGUCGACCGCGCGCAACUCGGAAAUGCACCCGAGAGAUACCCGCAGCGUCGUCCACGUGUCGGCGCUCCACACUGCGUUAGAGUACGGCGACAUUUUGCUGUUCAAGACUCGGUUUGGCACAUCCAAAGUCCAGCGAAAGUUGACUGGCGCGCGGUACGACCAUGCAGCAAUCGUUGUCCCAGGGUCAGCGCCGGGACUGCUGUCCAUGCUCGAGUCGACUGGCGAGGGCAUUCAAGUGUAUCCGUUGAAAACGAGGCUGCUCGCGUAUAGUCGCGAAGUCACGAACGCAAUUGUGGCGCGGCGGGUGCUGGCGCCGCGGACGCCGGAGACGCUGGCAAAACUGCAGCAGUUUGUACUGGACGUGAACGGGAACAAGUACAGCAUCUUUGGCAUUUUGAACCGGACAAAAGUCGACGACAAGGAAAAGACAAGCCACUACUUUUGCUCGGAGCUCGUCGCGGCGACGCUGCAGCACGUCGGGUGGGUCCAACUCAACGUUCCGCCCAGCUACUUUUGGCCAGGGAGCUUUGCUCAAGACGGAGAAGUCGAGACAAACCACCACCUCAUGCCGUUCGUCACGCUCGGCCCGGAGCUCUCGAUCGAUUGCAAGAUCAUGGAGGUGGGUCGAGCGCAGUACGUGUCGGGUGAUGCGAUAACAAAAUAGAGCGUGCAUUAUGACGUCGAC